UUGAAGCUCGCUGGCCUGCAGUGCUUUUCAGAUUCAGAUUCACUCCCAUGUAGUCCUGGCCGCAGUUCUCGCGCGAUCUUAAAGAUGGCGGCGUUCUGUGAGGAGUUCACGUUGUGUACCGUGGCUGGUGCUGGGGGGUCGCCUGGGCUUCCCCAGGGGUUGCUGGGGCUGGAGCCGGACGGAGACUCGGUGCUUCUCACCGACCGGGGCAGGACGGUGAGGCUGUAUAAGGUUUCUGACCAAAAACCUUUGGGUUGCUGGUCAGUAAAAGAAGGCCAAACCAUUACAUGUCCAGCAGUGUAUAACUUUGAAACGGGAGAAUUCAUUGUUGUCCGUGACAAUAAGGUUUUACAGAUAUGGAAGAAAGAUGAUUCUAACUUGGAUAAAGUCUUUAAAGCAACAUUGUCAGCAGAUGUUUAUCAGAUACAUUCACUACCUCAAAGUGAACCUCUGGUCCUGUUCAAGAGUGGAGCUGUUAAGAGGUUGGAUGCUUUGCUGGCAGCACCUCAGCAAAUAAUUGAAAACGUUAUUUCAAAUGAAGCUAUUAGGUGGAGUAGAGCUUUCAUGGAAGCUGAACAGCCUGUUCUUACAUUUAUUACUGAGCAGGAUGGGAAAUGCUUCGUAUAUGUUCAGCAGUGUAAUCCAUAUAUCCUUCAUAAGUUUAAACAUGAACAAGGAGGCGAGUCAUCAAUGCCAGUGAGUUGUGCAGCGUAUCUGAAAAACAAAGUUAUCACACUCCUGUGUUUGUAUUCCAAUGGAUAUGUGUAUAAGUUUCUAGUACCACUACAACAAAGUGUAUGUGAGGAAGAGCAAAUUUUACUGAAGUCGCUUCUGAUCAGACUUGAAGUGUCUGGCAGUAUUCUUAAAGGAACUUCGAUUGCCAUUCUUGAUAAAGAUCACAUUGCCAUAACAGGAUGUCUGGAUUCCUCAGAUAGUAAUGUGAAAGAGUGCUUUUCAAUAUGGAAUAUAAAGUUUCAAACACUGCAGGCAUCAAAAGAAUUGCCACGUGGAACCACUGGACAGUGUUGGUGUUACGAAGACAAACUCUUUGUAACACAUGGAAAAGAACUAAUAGUAAUCCUGUAUAAGUGUCAAAUGUCCUCCUUAGCUGCUGCUGUUGGGAAAAUCAAAGAUACACAAUCAGGAAUGAAGACAUUGUCUGUGGACUGGAAUACGCUUCAGGAAGAUGGCCUGAUGUUUGUACAGCCAGAUCAACCUGUACCUGCUAAAGAUGCAUCUAAGAGACUAUUAAAAUCAAAAAGGAGCAUGGGUGCAAAAGCACAAGCGGAGACCCCUACAGUGGAACAGCUUCUCUUAAGUAUCAAGGAUUCUUCUCAGAAUAUAAUUGAAGAAAGACUGAUGAAGUUUUUAUCCAAUACUCAAAUGCAAGAUUUUCAGACAUCUGUUGGACACGUAGUAUCAGCUCUUGUGAAGAGAUGUAAAACAGAACAAUCAUUUUAUCCUUCCAGCUGUCUGGUGCAUCUAAUCCAGACACAAGGCCUUUCUUACAGUAUGUGCCCAGACUUAAUGGCAGUUGCUUUGGAGAAAACAGAUGUACAUUUGUUACAAAUAUGUCUGCAGAAGUUUCCUGACAUCCCAGAAGGAGUUACCUGUGCUUGUUUGAGGACCUUUCUUAGCAUUGGUGAUGACGAUCUUACAGAAAUGAAUGUGAACUUAGAUUCUGUAGCAGGUUAUACUGAUAUUGCACUCAACAGUAAUGUGGGAAAACAAUCUAAAGAUCUGGAUCGAUAUCCGGCGAGAUCCAUAAGAAUGGUUACUCCUAUACAGAAUGGCUUCAGUUCUGAACUCCCAGAGGAUGGCAGCUGUGACACAAACCUAAUCCAGAAAUCUCCGGUGAUGAACACAAGUGAAUUAUGCCCUGUUGGACCACAUAAGGCAGCAUUACUAAAUGCCAUUCUGCACUCAGCAUACAGUGAGACGUUCCUUUUGCCUCAUUUGAAAGAGCUAUCUGCUGAGCAAGUCAUCUUAUUUCUCCAAUAUUUGCAGUAUCUGUAUGUGAAAUGUAGUGAAGAAGCUACUACAGAACUUCCUAGAAUACUUUCUCUGACCAUAAAUCAGAUCAUGGAUUGGAUUUGCCUGGUAUUAGAUGCUCACUUUACGGUUGUUGUGAUGCUGCCAGAAGCAAGAGGGUUGCUUUCUAAACUACACAAGUUUGUGAGAGCCCAAGUACGUCUUUACUCAGAACUCAACAAGAUUGAAGGGAGUUUGAAGGAGUUACAGAAAAUACAGCACACAAAAGAUGCGGGUUUAUAUUCCAUUGAAGUUCUGAAACUUUGAAUUUGGCACAUGCUCAUCAUAAAAUUAUUUUUAUGAA
Molecule: messenger RNA, 2335 nt
Organism: Hemicordylus capensis (graceful crag lizard)
Lineage: Eukaryota; Metazoa; Chordata; Lepidosauria; Squamata; Cordylidae
Gene: NOL11
Product: nucleolar protein 11
Exons: 18
Coding region: 85-2298 (737 amino acids)
Biological process (GO): maturation of SSU-rRNA
Cellular component (GO): nucleolus; nucleus
Molecular function (GO): protein binding; RNA binding
Source: RefSeq, a predicted model, not a curated record